CUGACGACUUGUUUACAAGCUAAAACCAAAACACGAUUUAUUGAAAAACAUUUUUAAAAUAUAAUUUUCUUAAUAAUAUAAAUAUAUAUAUUAAGAUUGAAAAACCUAAAUAAAAACCGCUAAAAUGAGUAAUUUUUCCAAACAACAUUUUGGUGAUAUAGAUAUUAGACAACUGAUACACCAUUACAAACAAUACGAUUGUUUAUGGAACUUUAAUAGUCCUGACUACAAAAAUAAAUCAUCCAAGCAGGAAGCUUGGUCAGAAAUAGCUAAUUAUUUUCAAAAAGAUGUCAAUGAAGUGAAGCGAAAAGUAAAAUAUUUACGUACAGCCUAUGUGGCAGAGAAAAAGAAAGUGGAAGCAUCAAGAAAAUCUGGCAGUAAUACUCCCUAUAAGCCUUCCUUAUUUUACUACAAAGAUUUAAAUUUUCUAGAAGAUGUAGUAGUUUGGCGUAAAUUUGGCAACGACAUGGAACAUAACGAGUUGGAGUUUGAAAAUUUUCAGAUUACCGCAGAAGCUGUCGAAGAUGAAGAACUUAUGAACUAUGUAAAUGAGGAAGAAGAUGUGGAUCUUAAACAGCCAACAAUUAAUUGCAAAACCGAGACCUACAUCGAUCCUGAAACGGAAUCUUCACCACCGCGACAAAUAAGAAGUACUCCUAAAAUUUCACAUCCACGUACUAUAGCAGCUCGGCCGCUUAAAAGAAAAAUUAGUCCUGAAACUAAAGUAAAUCGUUCAACCAGCAACAUUGUAACAACCUUUCCAACAGGCAGCAAUUCCCAAUGUAAAAAUUUGUAUAUAUCAUUUGGAAAAACUAUUUCUUUGCAGUUACAACAGUUACCAUUUGAUGUAGCGAUAGAGACAAUGUCGGAGAUACAUAAUAUGCUUGCGAAAAAUACAUUAGAACACUUAAGAUCCACAGCCGUAACAAACGGUCAUGAUUCGUAUACACAAUCGGAAUCUGAAGAUAGUUAUAGUGAAUUAAUCGAAGAAGCAUUAAAUGAUUCAAGUUAAAUUUUAAGUAAUUAAUUUUAGUUUUAAUCUAUAAAAGAGAAAAUAAAGUUUAAUAUGUAUAA
This is a messenger RNA of Lucilia cuprina (Australian sheep blowfly), 1074 nucleotides long. RefSeq lists its product as uncharacterized. NCBI's taxonomy places the organism in Eukaryota, Metazoa, Arthropoda, Insecta, Diptera, Calliphoridae. Bases 125 to 1012 code for a protein of 295 amino acids. The transcript is spliced from 2 exons. The record is from RefSeq and is a predicted model, not a curated record.